AUGAAGCUGGAGAGCGCGGGGAUAAAGGAGAUCCGCGUCCGGAGAGCGAUCACCGGAGGCGUGAUUAUUGAGAUUCCCGGCGAGAAGAGCGCGAAGAAGGCAGACCAGCUGGCAGGUCGCCUGCGCGAAUUCUUCCCCGACGGUCGGGGACUGAAAAUGACUCGCCCUAUCAAGAUGGCGGAGCGGUCUGGACGACUCGGUCAUUCCGGUCGAGGUAGCGUCAGCGGUGGCUUCGGCGGGAGACUGCAACGUCUCCGACAUAAAGACGGGGGAGGUUUGACGCCGUACCCCGAUGAGCAUGGGGACCGUGUGGCUACGGUGUUAGGCCGCAGCGGCGAGGAAACUUAUCACCGCGGGGAGAGUACUGGUAGGAUGGGUGUCGGCGCGAGUCGAGGCGCUGAGCACCCGCCCCCUCCAAUGUUUCCAAUGCAUAGAAGCGGGGCAUACGGCAUACGGCACAACGCUGCCCGUCGGACACGGACUGCAGCGGUAAGUGCUAUAGGUGCGGGGCAUUGGGCACGCGAAUGCACUGCCCCCGUUAGGUGCCUGAUCUGCACUGACCUGGGUAGGCCGGGCGAUUAUCGAUUCGACAGCAAGGCCUGCAGGCCGCCGACCAGACCGAAGAGGAGGAGCGCGACCAGCAACUGUGGAGGACAGAACAAGGGACUGGAAGCGUCCUAG
Messenger RNA from Heterotrigona itama, 681 nucleotides. Lineage: Eukaryota; Metazoa; Arthropoda; Insecta; Hymenoptera; Apidae. The record is from the annotation of a GenBank genome assembly.